GUCUGAUGUUAUAUAAAGACAAUCUCAUAAAAAAACAACAUCAAUUUAGUCUUGAAAGUCCCAUAAAGUAGUCGAAGUUUAAUAAGAAAAGCGCUACUUUUUGUGUGAACUUUUUUGUUAAAGAACUAUAACGAUAUACCUACUACCUAUAUCUUUCAGUGUUUACUGAAAGAACCAUAGUAUUGAAGUUUUCUUUACUUACUAGAUUUAAAUCCCAUUGUUAGUGUACAAUGUCGAAGGGUAGCGGCGAAGGGAGGGUGGUCAAUUUUGAUCAUCUCGUUUUUUGGGUGGCUAACGCGAAUACGGCAUCGAGUUACUUCGUGUCCCGGCUGGGGUUCCGUCCGCUGGCAGUGCGGGAGCCCACGCCCGAACGCCCCGUGCUGUCCCGGGCUGUGAGGCUUAAUAAGAUAACAAUCAUCUUCGAUUCGCCAACCUCUCCCGCCCCGCACCCCAUCACCGAAGACCUGUCAGCCCACGGGGACUUCGUGAAGGACGUGUCGUUCGCGGUGGAAGCUCUUGACGCGCUGGUAGCGGCGGCCGAGGCCGGCGGGGCGCGGGUGCUGAAAGGAGUCACGGAGGAGGCCGAUGAAGACGGGGUAGUCAGGUUUGCUGUUUUGCAGACGUACGGAGACAACACCCACACUCUCAUCGACCGUUCCAAGUACAACGGGGUGUUCCUGCCGGGGUACCGCGCCGUGGCGGAUGACGACGUACUCAAUGAAAUACUAUCGUCGACGAAGCUGGAAUACAUAGAUCACGUUGAAGGCAACAUGGAAGACGGUACCCUGGAGUCAUCCGUAGCUUGGUAUGAGAGGAACCUCAAUAUGCAGAGAUUUUGGUGUGUGGACUACAAGCACGACCUGGUCCCGUACUCCUGCAUCAACUCCGCAUCCGUAAUCAACAAAGAAGAGACGGUCCUUCUAUCCAUGAACGAAGCAGCCAAAGGCCUGCGCCCAUCAAGCAAGGCUACAGACUUCGUGAAAGCACUAGGCUCUUCAGGAGUCGAACACAUAGCGUUGUACACUGACGACAUUAUUGCCACAAUGCGAGCUCUAAAGUCCCGGGGCGCCGACAUCCUAGUGUUCCCGGACACCUACUACGACAUCAUCCGGGACAAGCUACAACACUCGUCUCUGAACGUGGCCGAGGGUGUGGACACUCUCAAAGAAUGCCACGUGCUGAUCGACUUCGAUGAACGAGGGUACAUGCUGCAAGCGUUUACGAAGCACUUGCAGGCGCGGCCCACUGUCUUCAUCGAGAUUAUACAGAGGAGGAAUCACAGGGGAUUUGGUGCUAUGAACUACAAGUGGGUUUUUGAAGCUAUUGAACUGCAGGACUCGAAAAAGAUUACCGAAUAGGUACCUUACUU
Molecule: messenger RNA, 1369 nt
Organism: Plutella xylostella (diamondback moth)
Lineage: Eukaryota; Metazoa; Arthropoda; Insecta; Lepidoptera; Plutellidae
Product: 4-hydroxyphenylpyruvate dioxygenase
Biological process (GO): L-tyrosine catabolic process
Cellular component (GO): endoplasmic reticulum membrane; Golgi membrane
Molecular function (GO): 4-hydroxyphenylpyruvate dioxygenase activity
Source: RefSeq, a predicted model, not a curated record